Messenger RNA from Mya arenaria, 5457 nucleotides. Its product is annotated as innexin unc-9-like. The transcript is spliced from 3 exons. Bases 151 to 1425 code for a protein of 424 amino acids. Lineage: Eukaryota; Metazoa; Mollusca; Bivalvia; Myida; Myidae. The record is from RefSeq and is a predicted model, not a curated record.
UCGGGUUUCAUUCAUGUGUCUGACAGUACACAAAGAAACUUGGAUAUCGGGGGAAUUUUAGGGAAGGGAUAUGAAUAAAAGAAAAGGGGUCGUAUGUUGUAAGGAGUUCAAGUGCGGAGUUUAAACUAGUGUUUGUAACGCGUCUACACAAUGAUUUCAAUACUCGGGGGCAUCAGCUGGAAGACGUUGACAGGUUCCACGGAUGAUGACUGGAUAGACAGGGCCAACCAUCUAUGGACAGUGUGUCUGCUCCUCCUCUUUGCGGUGGUGGUCAGCUCUGGACAGUAUGUGGGCGAUCCAAUACAUUGUUGGUGUCCGGCGGAGUUCACAGGGACGUUUGUUGCAUACACAAAGAACUAUUGUUGGAUCUCCAACACCUUUUACAUCCCGAUGGACAGUGCAAUUCCAAAGGACAUCGCCACACAUCAGAAGGCCGAAAUCAACUAUUACCAAUGGGUCCCGCUCAUCCUCGUCUUCAUGGCCUUUAAUUUCAAAACGCCAAAUGUCAUUUGGCAUCUAUUAAACACUAAAUCCGGGAUAAACCUUGGUAAGAUUUGUGAACUUACGGAUGGCAUCCACAUCGGAAAACCGGAAGAGAGAAUAGAAAGUGUAAAACAAAUAGCGAAACACUUGGACCGAUGGUUGCGCGAAAACAGAAACUACCAUAGGAAUUUCUUGGUAAGGAUGCGCUCCAAGGUCUCCAAUUUGUUUAUAUGGUGUUUUGCAAAGAGAGAUGGCUAUUAUCUCACAGGGUUUUAUUUGUUCACGAAGAUUUUGUAUUGUGUUAACUGUGUGCUGCAAUUCUACCUUCUUGAUGCAUUUCUUGGGAUGAAUUUUGGAGGAUAUGGGUUCGAGCUGAUCCGGUAUUUUCAAGAGUUUGGGGAAUGGAAGGAAACACCACGGUUCCCGCGAGUAACCUUAUGUGACUUUAAGAUUCGUCAAUUACAAAAUGUUCAACAGUUUACAGUUCAAUGUGUGCUUCCCAUCAACCUGUUUAAUGAGAAAAUUUUUGCUGCCAUCUGGUUUUGGUUGUUUAUCGUUGCUGUUUUGUCGUUUUACAAUUUAGCUUCGUGGUUGUGCUAUUUACUGUUUACGCAUAACAAGGAAAUGUUUGUGAGGAAGUAUUUACGCAUCUCGGGUGAAAUUAAUACUGGAUUUGACAAGAAGCUGUCUCGCCGUUUUGCAAAUGAUUAUCUACGUGAUGAUGGUUGCUUUUUACUGAGAAUGGUCGGUAAAAACUCGACAGACAUAGUUCUCGCAGAUUUGAUGAAGGUUUUGUGGAUUAUGUUCAAGACGCGACCGUUUAAUAACAAGAAAGCACCAGAAUACGGCGUUGAAGAAGAAUCUACUCCAAACAAUCACGAAAAGUCCGAAAAGUCUCCGUUAGAAGAAAAUGGAGUAGUGAAAACUAUGACAGAUGUAUGAAAAUAUUGAAACAGAUGUAAACAGAUUUUUGACAAACUGUUUACACUGAAGGGACCAGUAGUAGAUCUGGGACCAGUUGCCAAACCAACCUGUGUUCUUGUCAUAGCUUGUCAUAUACAUCGUGAGAUCGUAUGCAUUGUAGUGUAAGUAUUUAGGCCAAACAAAUUAUUUCACAUCUCAAAACAAGAAGGACAUUUAUGAAUCAUUCUAAGGUUCAUAAUUCACAACAUAACAUAGUUAGAGUCCUCAUAUCCACAUAUUUUCGCGGGGGUUCUAGAUAGUUUAAUGGAACUAUUUAAGCUGUACUCUCACAGAUUGAACGUUUUGACAACUUUUUUAUAUAUUUUUUGUCUUUGAAUGAACGAUUUUUUGCGUAAAUAUCUGGAACCCAGUGGUAAAAGACUGGUAACAAAAUAUCAGAUCGCAGUUUCUAAUAUUUACGUUCGAAAAUUGUGUGAAAGUUGUGUGGCAAAAAGCGUUACUAACGAACUGACUCAUUAAGAAAAAUGAGUUUUUCGGCAUAAAACAACAAUUGUAUACUUUGACAGUAUUUUUAAUGUUGAAUUCUGCCCAUAAUACAUAGCCAUUAUUGUGCUGUUAAUGAUUUGGUCCUCAUGGCAUUAUAAGCUUAGUUGCGAACAGCAUUUCAAAUUAUUUUACAUGGUAUACUUAUUCUGUGCAGAUAUUUGAAUUGCAUUUGAUCUGUUCGACAGAUUUUUAGCAUUACAUUUGUAAAAACAUAGUUUACACAACAUGCCUUUUCGAAAAGUAAUUGUAUGAUAUAAUGUUUCUUUACAUACGAUACAUACCAUUUGUGUCUCAUACGGUGUUGUUAGGCGGUAAGGAAACAAUGCUCAAAACUGUUGUGUGCCUUUUAGAAAAUUCUUCCAUCCUCAUUUGAUAAGGUUAUAAUUCAUUUUAUAAUUUCGUGGCCGAUUGCCCAGAACUUUGUUAAAGUUAACAACAUUUGGCCGAUUGUCCAUUACUUUGUUAAAGUUAACAACACUGGGCCGAUUGUCCAGAACUUUGUUAAAGUUAUCAACAUAGGGCUGAUUGUCCAUUACUUUGUUAAAGUUAACAACAUUGGGCCGAUUGUCCGUUAUUUUGUUAAAGUUAACAACACUGGGCCGAUUGUCCAUUAAUUUGUUAAAGUUAACAACACUGGGCUGAUUGUCCUUUACUUUGUUAAAGUUAACAACAUUGGGCAGAUUGUCCAUUACUUUAUUAAAGUUAACAACACUGGGCCGAUUGUCCAUUACUUUGUUAAAGUUAACAACAUAGGGCCGAUAGUCCAGAACUUCGUUAAAGUUAUCAACAUAGGGCCGAUAGUCCAGAACUUCGUUAAAGUUAUCAACAUAGGGCUGAUUGUCCAUUACUUUGUUAAAGUUAACAACAUUGGGCCGAUAGUCCAGAAAUUUGUUAAAGUUAACAACAUAGGGCCGAUAGUCCAGAACUUUGUUAAAGUUAACAACAUUGGGCCGAUAGUCCAGAACUUUGUUAAAGUUAACAGCAUUAGGCCGAUAGUCCAGAACUUUGUAUAAGUUCACAACACUGGACCGAUUGUCCAGAACUUUGUAUAAGAUUUGAGACAAUUGUUAACAGAUGUACAUGUUUUAUUUAAAUAUAUGAAAUCUUCAGACAAGAAUUCACCUUACAAAAUUCAACAUUGGUAUCGUUAAUCACAUUAUUAUCUUUUAAAAAACCCUAUUCUGAACAAUCGGCCCUCUGUUAGAUAUACUUUUGUAGUUGUAAAUGGUAAUUUGACAUGUUUAACAAAAAAUACAACAACAUUUCCUUGUAGUAAUUGUGUAUGUCCUGUCCUCUGAUAGUUUGAUUCUAUCUCAACUAUACGCUCCAGGGAGCUCCUGGAAACAGUUUGUGAAAACAACAGAUGUUCACUGUCUUCAAAAUUGAAUGAGUCAGACGCCGGGAGCAAGGGAACAAGCGAGCUCCCUGAUAUGCGCAGUUAUAAUGUUUAACGAAUUUUCUAGAUUUUCCCACAGUAUAGGAGUCCAUGACUCAGGUUUCAUUUCGAAAUCAUUUUGUAUACGUAUCAUGCACUUUAUAUUUUAUUUGGAUGGUUGUAAACAUUCUAAAAAUGUUCUUUAUGAAAUUAAUACAACAUUAUACAUCAGUUUUUAGACAUUAGCUUAUUUUGUUUUGGAUGGACUCAAGAUAUCUGGAGGGUUUUUUUCCGUCUUAUAUAAUAAUACAUGUUUAUAUGUUUCAUGUAUAUGUAAUAUGUUAUGCGAGGAUCUUAAAACAGUGUUACUUUGGCUGAAUAUGUUUUACACGUUGUUUUGUUUGAUGUUCAUAUUGAGCAGAAACCUAAGGCGGCUUGUUCAGAACUUUGUUAAAGUUAACAAUGUGAUUAACGACAUAGUUGUUAACUUUUGCAGAUAAACUAUUUUGGUGUGUUCUUAUAUUUCAAUAGAACAAGUAGAGCUAAGACAGAUAUCUAUAAUCCUAUCAGAAAUACUGCAGAUCAUAAGAGUGUCCAUGAAUGUGUCAGAGUAGUAAAUAUUUAAACGUUAACAACCUUGACGUUAACAACGUCGUCAACUCUCACAAAUUUCUGAAAAUGGCCAUGUUCGGAAUGGUACGAUAUAUCGCGGGCUUAGUGCAAGACGGGUGUAGCUCAAUAUAGAAACAGAAGGCGCUUCUUCAGCCUUGCCCUAAGCCCACCAUAUGAUUGUUCGUGAUAACCAAUACUAUAUUCGUGUACAAACAUCUUGAUUCAGAUCUUAACCGUUUUGUGGCUUUGUGCUUCUCUGGGGUUUCUGUUUCACUUCUUUUGUUUUACUUCAUUUUGACUGAGGUUUUCGUUACAACCUAAUGAAUGCUGUUCGUCUAGACUUUGUAUCUGUUUGUAAAUGAUAGUACUAAGGUCUGUGUAAACCUUAAUUAAUUUCAGCAGCAUUUUGCAUAUAAAGAUUUGUUUAGUCAUAAGAUCUACAUGCAAAGAAAUGCGUUGUAAUUAAUUCCAAAGCAUUACAUAAAUUUGUACGCUUUUUAUAUAUAACAAUUUUUAAACGUGGAGAUUUAAACAUGUUUAGAAAAAAUUGCUUCAACUAUUUGUAAGAAUAAAUGUCAACUUAUGUGAUAUUGUAAAACCAUUAUGUAGCUUUAUUUACCUUUGAUAUUACUUUUUUAACCUGAAAGAAAAUUAUUAAAACUUCUUUAAAACCCAGACAAUCAAAGAACAUCUAUUGAUGAAUAAGCUUCUAGGCCAAAGGUUGUAAUAACCAUUUAUAAAAUGAAUAUCCCUUGUUAAAGUCAGGCAAUGAAUUACGACAUUACAGGUCAAAUACAUGAUUUUCUUAAGAACUUUAAGAUACUUUCGGGUAUGGAAACUUCAGAAAUAUCUGAUGGCAAAAAUAUACAUAUACAUGCAGUUCUAACAAACAGCAAUAACAAGAACAAACAUAAGCGAACAGUUGAAUAUAAGUUUUUAAAGUGCCUUAAGAUUUCCUUGUAUAUUGAGAACCAGCGUUAUACAUUUUUUUUUCAGACCGAGAGAUCCGUGAUUUAUUUAGAACAUGUUCUUAUGCUUAAAGGUGUCAGUGGACUGGUCCUUUCUUGGGAGGUGUGGCACUAUGAUAAACACACACUUUACUAGCUUCUAUACGGAAUAUUCAGAAAUCGACAUGUCAUCUGUAACUGUACAAUGUCCCUUAGUCUUUUAAUAUCCUGAAUAUGAAACUAUAGUUGAAAUCUCAUAAACGAGUGUGUAUUAAAAUAUUUCUGUGUACUAACAAACGAUAUAAUGUCAACAAAAUAUACAUUUAUUAAGAUCUCAAACAUUUGUGCCAAGAAUUUUAUUCAUGAUUUAAUGAUAACUGUGUUAGCUCCAUGCAUGUAUACAUGUUUAUUUAAGAGUAUUAUUGGUAUAAGUCAUGUUUCUCUUAGUCAGUAGCUAGCGGGAAAGUGUUUCAUGUUGCGACCACUGUUAUAAUGGUGAAUUGUCUCUUUAACUGUUUUUUUUUUGUAUUUCAUAAUCAUAUGAUGUAAAAUAAACUAUGCUAAAACUAA